AUGAACAUCCGCCAGUUUAUGCUCGCUUCUGGCACCCGUCGUGAAAUACGCAGUAUUAAAUUGGACCCCGUAGACUUUCGCUGUUGCCGUUUUGACGGAGAUGCGGCGGACGGUGCCGCUGCUGUCCGUUUUCGCUUGGUAGACCCUGGAGCCGGUAGUGACCGGGGCACGGAUGCCACGGCGCGGUCUUCGGACCGCAGCUGGCGUGUUGGUGUUGCCUUGCCAGGGGCACCACGCAUCUGGGCGUCGACCUCAUCAUCAAAGUUCCCCUCGUCGUCCUCGUUUUCGCCAUCACCGCCAAGGUCGGUCGGGGCCUGUGUUUCAUUGCCAAAGGCAAAGUCCUGUGUCUCAGGCUCGACCGUCCUUGUCUUUGUCGGCGUCCGUUGCCGUGCCCCAGAACGAGUAACCCGGCGUGAUUGGAAAUCGUCUUCGUCGUCGUCUUCGUCGUCACUGUCCUCCUCCUCGUCGCCGUCACCACCGACAUCGCCGGCACCGGCUUCGGCCUCUGCACCUGAGAACCGAACAUGCUUACUGGGACUUUCAGGCGCUGGUGCAUCAGGAUGCGCCUCGCUGCUUCUGAAAAAUCCGCGGACGACGUCCACUAAGCCCCUGCUGCGACUGGCCGAGCCCGGCGCUGGAUUACCAGACGGUGUCUGCGCGUCUGCCUCUGCUGCCUCUGCCUCUCCGUUGCCUUCUUCUCCUUCGUCCUCCUCGCCACCCUCCUCAUCUUCACCCUCCUCGUCGCUGCCACUGGCUUCGCUGCGAUGCCAGGAGCGUAUACUUGGUGCUGUCGAGCCCGAGCGUCUCGACGACACUAUCCCAGUUGAUCCGGUCACCGUCAUCUGCAGCAUCCUGCAACGCUGUCCAGAGCGAGUACGUGUCGAGGAAGCGUCCACCAAUGAAGAAGGAUGGCGGGACGUACACACCAAGGUAGUCGUUGUAUUCAUCGAGGCACUUUUGAAACACUUGCUGCUGGUUGUCAUGGUCGCCGACGCCAUUGAGAAUAGCAUCAUCGUCAAGGUCAAGACCGUCGUCACCGCCGUCGAUCUCCUCUGUGUCUUCUUGCGGGUUGCCUUGUUCUCCAUUCGACGUGCCGUUCUGGGUUUGGCUCUGAGGAAUCGUACUGGGUGCAGCUGCUGGUGCGGCAUCCCCUUUUGUGUACAUAUUCCGGAGUCUGUAGUAUCGACUACGUAA
Molecule: messenger RNA, 1194 nt
Organism: Sporothrix schenckii 1099-18
Lineage: Eukaryota; Fungi; Ascomycota; Sordariomycetes; Ophiostomatales; Ophiostomataceae
Exons: 3
Coding region: 1-1194 (397 amino acids)
Source: RefSeq, a predicted model, not a curated record